AAGGCGCCACCUGCAACAGCGGCCGCAUCUACAAGCUCUCUCUCUCAAACCUCUCUCUCCGCGGCUCAAUCUCCCCAUACCUCUCCAACUGCACCAAUCUCCAAUCCCUCGACCUCUCCUCCAAUUCCCUCUCCGGCCCAAUCCCCUCCGACCUCCAAUUCCUGGUCAACCUCGCUGUCCUAAACCUCUCCUCCAACCUCCUCUCCGCCCAAAUCCCACCCCAAAUCGCCUUAUGCGCCUACCUCAACGUCAUCGAUCUCAGCGAUAAUCUUCUCACGGGUCCGAUUCCGCCGCAACUGGGGCUUUUGGUGCGGUUAUCGGUUUUCGAUGUGUCGAAUAACCGGUUGGAGGGUCCGAUUCCUGCGGCGCUGGGGAACCGGACUGGGAAUUUGGUGAGGUUUAAUUCCAGCUCGUAUGUGGGGAAUAAGGAUCUCUAUGGAUACCCAUUGCCGCCAUUGAAGAGUAAAGGCCUUUCGAUUAUGGCGAUUGUGGGGAUCGGAUUGGGAAGUGGGUUGUUGAGCUUGGUGCUCAGUUUUAGUGCUGUGUGUAUAUGGUUGAGAGUUUCUGAGCAGAAUAUGACUGUGGAAGAAGGCAAAAUUAGUCAGCUCAUGCCUGAUUAUUGAGCUCAUCUCAAAAAUUAAUUAAUGCUUUCAACAAAAAUGAAUUUAAGGUAGGCAGGUAUAUAUGAUUGAUAAUGGGUUUUUGUUUUUUCACUUUGUUGUAAUUUUUUGUUUUUUGAGGGUAAAUUUUAUUAAUUUCUGCAA
Messenger RNA from Camellia sinensis, 764 nucleotides. The record is from RefSeq and is a predicted model, not a curated record. NCBI's taxonomy places the organism in Eukaryota, Viridiplantae, Streptophyta, Magnoliopsida, Ericales, Theaceae.